This is a messenger RNA of Gadus chalcogrammus (walleye pollock), 1484 nucleotides long. RefSeq lists its product as uncharacterized. Bases 127 to 984 code for a protein of 285 amino acids. The transcript is spliced from 7 exons. NCBI's taxonomy places the organism in Eukaryota, Metazoa, Chordata, Actinopteri, Gadiformes, Gadidae. Gene Ontology annotation, molecular function: oxidoreductase activity. The record is from RefSeq and is a predicted model, not a curated record.
UCGAUGUUCUACGACUCAAGUCAUCAGACAAAGGCAUGCCUUUAGCUGGAAUGCCGGAUGUCGCGCCAAUAGUUCAACUAGUUGAACCACUAUAUAAUAGUAGACCAAAGCCAUUUGAGGCCAAGUAUGAUUUCGAAACUAGCUUUCAACUGUCCAACAGUAACGCUUUCCAAUGGGAAAAAGAUGCCAAUACUUGGAAUAGGCACAUCACCCUUUGGUGGAUACUCUGACGAGGCAUUUGUCUACGCGCUCCGAGAAUGCGGGAUACGCCACCUUGACGCGUCAAAGUACAGCGGUAUCGAGGAGCAGCUCGCCGUCGCCAUCCAAGAAAGUUGCGUGCCAAGAAGUGAGCUUUGGAUCACCAACAAACUGUGGCCCUUGGACUACGGCUAUGAUUCGGCCAUGGAAGCCUGUCUCGCAUCAUGUACUCGAAUGGGAAUAGACUAUUUCGACAUGUACAUGUUGCAUUGGCCGGACAGCAUGCAGCCAGGCCGUUCCAACAGGGAACUGCGAGCAGAGAGCUGGAGAGCCCUGGAGGAACUAGAGAAACUAGGGCGGUGCCGUUCCAUUGGAGUGAGCAACUUUAUGAUCCAUCACCUGCAACAGUUAAAGGAAGACUGCGGUGCAGUGCCACACGCCAACCAAGUGGAGUACCACGUGUACCAACAGCCCAGGCAGCUGGUGGAGUACUGCCGUGAGGAGGGCAUUGUGUUUCAGGGGUACAGCCCCCUGGCCAAGGGGCAAGCUCUGGGGGACCCAACGGUCCUCAAACUGGCAGAGAAGUACGGACGCACGCCUGCCCAGAUCUGCAUCCGCUGGAACAUACAGAACGAGGUUGUCACAACACCCAAAUCUACCAAAAUUGAAAGAGUACGAGAAAACUGUGACGUGUUUGGGUUUCAGCUCGAGGACGCGGACAUGGAAGAACUGACCCAGUUGCAUGAUGGGAGACACGUGUGCUGGGAUCCGACAAAUGUGGAAUGAAACAUGGUUGCAGCGUUUCAACCAACUGCAGAACUACAUACCACCUGCUCUCCUGUUGCACAUUCAGUAAUCAGUAUGCACAUGUUCAACCAGCCAUCUCCACACAUACAUGGAACACCUAUCCAUGUGUCUUUUUCAACCAACCUUUACAAUAAACCAGUCUUCCACCACCACCCUGUGUCCUUUGGUCUUGGGAAGCCCAAUAGAAGUCACCUAGGUGGAGUGUUGCAGCCAACUAGAUGGCAUGUAGCAUGGACCUUGUUACAUAUAUCUCUAUAGAACACUUAAAACAGUAUAACACUAUAUAACACUACACACCAUACAGUAACAGAACGACCUAUAGAACAAUACAGGCCACUAUGGACACAAUAUAAUGCUAUAGAAAAGUAAACUCCAUAUGGGACUGAAGUGUGACAGAAUGAUCAACUAUAUAACUCUUGACACAAUGAUGAUGAUAAGUAUGGACACUGAAUCAUGAUAGAACCCUAAACUCUAUCAAC